Molecule: messenger RNA, 6463 nt
Organism: Conger conger (European conger)
Lineage: Eukaryota; Metazoa; Chordata; Actinopteri; Anguilliformes; Congridae
Gene: tcf3b
Product: transcription factor 3b
Exons: 20
Coding region: 569-2611 (680 amino acids)
Biological process (GO): regulation of transcription by RNA polymerase II
Cellular component (GO): transcription regulator complex
Molecular function (GO): protein dimerization activity; DNA-binding transcription factor activity, RNA polymerase II-specific; RNA polymerase II cis-regulatory region sequence-specific DNA binding
Source: RefSeq, a predicted model, not a curated record
UUCCGCUCACAGGCAUAGUUCCCAUGAUCACAUUUAUUAAUAAAAUACAACUAUUCUCAAAAGCCUUAAACUCGUCAUGCUAAGCUUAUGAGUAAAUCGUACCUGUAAUAUUUUUCUGGUUUCUAGGACUUAAGUGACAACGUCCGAGCUUAUUGUUGGGCGUUUGAAAUUGGACACCGCUAGGAUUGAGGUCCCUAUUUCAUGCGGAGGGAUACGGUUUUGGUUGACAAUGUGGAUGGAGGUUGUUAAGAUGUCUACUCGAAGGAUGAAACGGUCUCAAUUGUAGCAACAAAAAAAAGGAGACGCGAGAGUUGUAGAGUUUGGAUGCGAAAAGGGAACCUAAAUUUAAUGACGUGGAUUGCUGUACGAACCAACGUAAAAUCAGAAGAAAGGAAGAUAUCGUGGCUCUGAUACCCAGUGCUUUUGAAGAGGCGCUGUGGUGUGAAAUUCUCUUGAAGUUUUAUGUUAUUUUUCCAACGGGGUUUCGUCUAGCUAGCUAGCUAUCUUCACUGCUUGAUGCUAGACAUUUAAGAAGAAAAAGGGCUGUUUGUUGGUGUGACUGAGUGGCAUGACCGAGCAGCAGGGGAGAAUGGCCGCAGUGGGAACAGACAAGGAACUCAACGACCUCCUGGAUUUCAGUGCGAUGUUCGCACCACCUGUGGCCAAUGGGAAGAACAGACCAACAACACUCGCCAGCAGUCAGUUCGGAGGGUCAGGUUUGGACGAGCGCAGCGGGUCUGGAUCGUGGGGUCCCGGCGAGCAGAACAGCCCCUCCUUCAAUCAGGCACGGGGCUAUGGGGAGGGCUCUCACUACGGUGAGCAUCAGGAGCUGGCCUCUUCCCCCUUCCUCACCUCAGGGAUUGUAGGUAAAAAUGAAAGGGUACCUUACUCCUCCUUUGGGGCUCAGCCGGGUUUCCUGCCCAGCGACAUGGCGAUGCCCAGCCCAGAUGCCAUGUCCCCCUCCGGCAUCAAGUCUGGCUCCCAGUUCUACCCCUCGUAUCCCAGCAACCCCCGCAGGCGGCCCUCGGAGGGGAACGUGGACACCCAGCCAAAAAAGAUCCGGAAAGUUCCCCCUGGCCUGCCGUCCUCUGUCUACGCCUCCGCCUCCAGUGAGGAGUACUCCAGGGACGGAGCGGGGUACCCCGCCCCCAAACCUGGCACCGUGUACCCCGGGUCCUUCUACAUGCAAGAAGCCCUCCACCCCUCCCCGGACCCCUGGGCCCCCUCGGGACCCCUGGGGCAGCCUGGGUACUCGGCCAUGCUGGGGAACUCCGCCCACAUCAGCCAGCCCGGCCCCUUCACCGCCAUCAACCCCCAGGACAGGAUGAAGCGGCAGCCCCUGCCCCUGUCCCCGCAGAACUACCCCCUCCACGGCAGCGAGGUGAACGGUAGCCUGCCCGCGGGGUUCCACUCGAGCUCCGGGGGCUACGGCGUGUCCAGCCACACGCCCCCCGUCAACGGCACCGACGCCAUCAUGGCAAACCGAGGCACCACGGCGGGAAGCUCAGGAGACGAGAUCGGAAAGGCGUUAGCGUCGAUCUACCCAUCGGACCACAACAGCAACAACUUCCCCUCUACCCCCUCCACUCCCGUGGGUUCCCCUCAGGGCAUUGCAGCUGCGUCCCAGUGGCCGCGGUCGUCUGGUCCUGCCAGCCUCUCCCCCAGCUAUGAGGGGGGGCUGCACGCGCUGCAGAACAAGAUGGAGGACCGUCUGGAGGAAGCCAUCCACGUGCUGCGCAGCCACGCGGUUGGCCAGGGCCCCGGGAUCGGCGGGGCUCACUCGGACAUGCACAGCCUGCUGACCGCCGCGUCCUCCGUGCACGGCCUGGGGGGGCUGGCGCAAGCCUUCACCAACGCGGGGCUCGCCCUGAGCAACCGCCACCCCGCCAUGAUGGGCAGUCACCACGAGGACUCGGCGGGUCUCCCCGCCAACAGUGCGCUGGGGCACGGCCACCACGCCUCUGUCCCACCCCCGGCCAGCGGCCAGCCCGAGGGCUUCACCAGCCUGGCUACAGGACCCCGCUCCACACACUCCAGCAGCUCCGACAUCAAGCGGGAGGACAAGGAGGACGAGGAGAACUCCAACGCCGACAAGUCCGAGGACGAGAAGAAGGACUCCAAAGCGUCCCGCACCCGAUCAAGGUGUCUGCCACCCACCUCCCCUCACCUGGCAGCUAGCUGGCUGGUGCCUUGCAUGGCAGCCAUUCUCCAGGGCAGUCAAGACGACGAAGAGGAGGAGGAGGACGACGAGGACCUCCCGCCGGAGGUGAAGAUCGAGCGGGAGAAGGAGCGGAGGGUGGCCAACAACGCGCGCGAGAGGCUGCGGGUUCGAGACAUCAACGAGGCCUUCAAGGAGCUGGGCCGCAUGUGUCAGCUGCACCUGAGCAACGACAAGCCCCAGACCAAACUGCUCAUACUGCACCAGGCCGUCAACGUCAUACUCAACCUGGAGCAGCAAGUGCGCGAGCGGAACCUGAACCCCAAGGCCGCCUGUCUGAAGCGCCGGGAGGAGGAGAAGGUGUCCGGCGUGGUGGGGGACCCCCAGAUGCAGCUAUCGGGGGGACACCCAGGCCACGGAGGGGACGGCCAUAACCCCGUCAGCCAUAUGUAACACCUGGAUCCUGUGGAGUUUCCUGGGCUCUUGGAAGAUGUGGCCUUAUAUUUUUCUUCCAUCAUUCUUCUCAGUGUGUGUGUGCGUGCGUGUGUGUGGGCCCGUGUGUGUGUGUGUAUGUGUGAGCGUGUGUACGUACACACGCAGUUUGUGUACGAACGAGUAAAUGCAGACGCACGUUCACACACCGCACACACGCGCACACUGCCAAAACUGACACAGCCAACAGGCCGCACUCUCGACCAUGACUACCAGCGCAAAUGUGAAGACUUUGUUUUCCUUUUUUAUAUACUCGCGUACGUGGCUCUCUAAUCUUACAGAGCGCGGACGAGUCCUGCAGCGAUCGGACACUUUUACACUGCCGAAGGAAGAGAACCUAACAGAAAAAACCACAAAAUUCAAUGAAAAGGAUUUGUGCCUAAUUGUUACAUGUUUUAUAUGAGACAUUUAAACAAAUUGCUUACAUGUUUGGAACAAAAUGUGUUUGGGAAUGCUCAUAUGAGUCUUUUUUUUUCCUUUUACUUUUUGGUAGUGUCAUUCCCAGGUGAUAAUGGUACAGUCUUAUACGCAGCACAGAAACAUUAUCAGUGGCCAGGCAAGGUUCUGAACAGGAUUCACCAACCCCAGUGUUUUGGGGGGGGGGGGCCUUCUCCCCCCCUCCUCCCCUCCUCCCCUCCUGCUCUUCAUCAAAAACAAAGGGAAGGGGACACUCGUCUGCCUGGACAUCUUAUUUUCAGCAUUGCUGAAGCAGAUUCUGUUUCUUUUGAAAAGUUGUUCUUCCACUCCACAGAUGGGAAUAUGUGGAGAGACUACAGUAUUGUGCCCCCCUCCAAUCACACACACACACACACACACACACACACACAAACACACACACAGGCGUACACACACAGAAUCAUCAAAGUGGGACACACUGCUCGAGACUGUCAGAGGCGACGCAGAGAAAAAAGCGCUGUUUUAAAGCGCUGCUUGUUUAUGGGGUUCCGUUGACACUGUCCUUUCCCUGCUAAGGAGGCCGGAACGCUUGUGGCUUAAGGUGGAGGAGCUUCCAUGGACGCCCACGGAUCCGGUCGCCUUUCCGUCGGAGCGCCGCUCCUCCGGGGGAAGAGGCGGGGGGGGGAGGGUUCUCUUUUGGGGGUGCCGUGUGGGGCACCUUUUCUGUGCCGAAUCCCCACGCCCUCACCCCCAGAGGGCCCCCCGUCCCGUGCGCCCUCCCAGGACAACGAAACGAAAUCACGGGAUUUGGAGGAGAGAGGAAUUCUUUUUCUUUUGUUUCCUGCAGUUUCAAGGUUCCUCCGAGAUUUGUUCUGAACUGUGCCCCCAUGAAAUGGCCAAAUGGGAAUCGCCUCUGCCUUGGUCCGCCCCCCUCGCCCCCCCCACAGAACAUGCCAAUUUUCCAGAGCCUUCCACAGCAUCGCACGUCUGAAUUAUCCCGAUCUCGCUCUGAGAGGAGUGCGACCCCUCUCCCACGGUGUGUGGGGAACGGCGUUCCCAGCCACUUUUCCGGCUGCGCCACGCCGGGAAUCUCGUAUUCACGCGUUCACACGUCCUCGCACCGAGACCAAGCCAGAGUUCCAGAGAGUCCGGUUCAUGUAUACAUAAAAAGUAGGGAUGUUAUUUUAUGUAAGAUGAGCAAAAAUUAAAUAUAUAUUUUUAUUAGAAUAUCCAUGUAGAUUUUUAGAUCUAAAAAAAAAAAAAAAAAAGAAUGGUCAAACUAGUCUGGAGAUUGAGUGUAUUCGGAGGGAGGAAGCAGAGAAGUUGAUGAAAUGGCUCUUGAUACAUUUUCAAACUGCCACUUAAUUGGACAGUGAUUUUUUUGAAGAAAACGGAAGAAAAAUAAUUCUGUUAUGGAUAUGAGCUGACAUUUACAGCGGAUGUGAGAUUUCGGGAAGGACAGAUGGGCUGGCCUAGUCUUUUAGGCGUAGGAUUCAGGUUCAAGUCCAGCCACCUGUUUCUGAUUUACCUGCCAGUUGUAAAAUACAGUGUAAAGUACUUCUAGUUUUCAAAUGGACUUUGACACUCACUGGUUGAAGUUGAACUGUCUUUAAAGACAGCCCUGGACAAAUGUGGUGUGGCGGUUCAGUGAGCCGCCUCUCACGCAGAUAACAGAACAUUUUUUGCAUUGCGACGAAGUGGAAAUUUCUCUUAUUUGGGUCCCCAGAUUGUAAUUUCCUUUAAAAGGGAAGGGGUGAUGUCAUAAUCCAUAAUGGAACGGUCUCAUUUUCCAAGAUAUGUGUGUGCUUAAUUAAAGAGAGUGCUGUACUUGCAUCUAAUGGCAAUACGUUUGCCAUGUGGCUUUGAGUGACCGAUACGGCGUAACCAAGGUGAGACUGGAAAAUUCUCCCAAUGGCAAUUAUGCAACUGUUCGAAUGUACAGUUCAAAGGUCAAAGGAACACUCUCCUUGUCAGGGCUCUCAGUGGUCAUUCUAUUGAUUUCAGUUCACUGUCGUAAGAGCUAAUCUGUCAUCCCCCCCCCCCCCCCCCCGCCCCCCCCCUCCUCGGUGUAGCUAAUGGCAUAUCUUACUGCAAGCUACUGUGUCCUGAGGCAUUGUGGGUAAUAAGGGAGAGGCUGAACAAAAAGGAUGUAUUGAUACAACAGUGUUCAUUCCUUGUGGUAAUUUCUUGCCCGGUCUGGAUGUCUGGCAGGACGUGGUCACCACAGGAGGAAAUGUGUGUUUUCGUUCGUCGGUGGUGAUUAUCGUUGGGAGAGCUCUCAAAAGUGUGCAAGUUGGUUUAUAUAUAUAUAUUUUUUGUUGGAAAAGAAAAAAAAAAAAUCAAUCAUGUGGCCUUUUCAUUCUCAAGACUUCAAAUGUCAUGUUGGGAAAGUGAUACCGUAUCAGUGCCUGAACAUUUUUUCAGUUAAAUCUUUAUUUCAGGUGUUUUUUUAAAAAGCAUAAUGUCAUAUAUUGCUGAGAUGUGCGGUACACCCAGUGUGUUUUCUUUUUAUUUAAUGUGGCUUAAUAAAAGGAAAAAUAUGGAAUUGGGGGAAUUGGAUUUUUUAUUUUUUUUUCUGUCCAUCUAUUGUAAUGGAACAUACAAAGUUUUUUGGGGGAAAAAAAAAAGAGCAAAAUGUUACUUGUUUUGUAGAUCUUUGUUUUUUUUGUUUUGUUUUUUUAAUUAAACUGGAUUCGACCAUUUCUCCUGCCCACUGCUUUGGGUAGUGACUGGAGUACAUUUGUCAAGUCCUUGUUUUAUGUUAGUUUUCUCCCCCCUGCGUGUUUGAUAGCCGCUCGACUGGUGUUCGAAAGCUGGUCAGCGCCGCUUGCCACACAGCUGGGUUCGAAGAGACGCCCGUUUCUGUGCACAGUCUCGUGUUCUGGCGGCCACCGCUCCGUGCCCACGGCUUCGAGACGCGCAUUUUACUAAAAACCUAAAAAGUAUUCCUCCUUCAGGAUUUAGCUACAUUGUAAUGGUCGACGCCCCCCCCCAGCUCCUGGUUUUGGCCCACGUACAGAUUUCGACACGCAUCUUCUAGAUUUAGUUAUUCGUGAACUGAAAACGGUGCCCUUGAUAUUAUUGCGGAUUUGUAAGUGCGUAAGGUGGGAUGUGGGCCACAGGCCUUGCCCUCCCCCAUUACACGCACUGUUACAGAACCUGGCGUCUCGGUCAUUGGGGACACAAACCAGUCUGCUGUUGAGUUCUUAGAGUGCCUCCAGUCCCAGUCUUUUUUUAUUUUAUAUAUAAAGUAGCUAUUGAGAACUGUCCUGUAUAUAACCGUAAUGUAGCAAUAAAUGUGCCAUUUUUAAUAACAGAAUUAUACCUUUUUUCAAUGUCUGUCUUUUGAAACUUGUAUACUUUAAAAAAAAAAAUAAAGGAAAACAUUGUAAUAAAGGUUUUACCAUAACCUGAAAA